Funneliformis caledonium is the source of this 976-nucleotide messenger RNA. Lineage: Eukaryota; Fungi; Glomeromycota; Glomeromycetes; Glomerales; Glomeraceae. The record is from the annotation of a GenBank genome assembly.
AUGACUACCCUAUCAAACGAAAACUUUUCUUUUAUGCAAGUAGAAGCUGGCCAAUUUGAAAAUAAGACCAGGAGUUUCAGAGAAGCCUUGAAAGAGUACCUUUUGUCCGGACAACAGAAGGGAGGGAAUAGUCUCGCAUUACAACACGAUUACGAUUAUACAAACAAGAAAGAAAAAUAUCAAAUUACGAUUAGUCGUGAUGGAAAGUUCGUUGCAACGCUCGACACAGAAAACCUUCGGAUUAAGGUUUUAAAAAAUACUGAUUACCGCGGAAGUCAUCAAAAGACAGUUCUCUCCAAUCAGAAUGAAAGUGAAAUAAUUGAUGAGCGAAUUGCACUUUUUAAAAUAAAUCACAAUUUAACUAUUAAUAAAAUUUAUAAAAAGGGCGAAAUGCCUCCACGUUAUAAAAAGGUCAAAUCUUAUGAUGAUAUCACAGAAUACAUGGAAGAGGAUGUUAAUGACAUUUCAAGCACCGACGAAUUAUCUGAAACAAUUAAUAACAACUCAAAUAAUCGUUUCAGAUGGUCGCUCGAUAUAUCAAACAUGGAUGGAAAAUUUCUUUUUGUAGCGAUAUCUUACAUAGACGUUGAGGAAGAUAUGAAAUGUUUAGAAAAAAAGAGCAAGCGUCAGAUGUUUGAUUAUAAGAAAAUUAAAGUGCAGGAGGCAACUUACCAUGAGAAAAACAAUAGCUACACGAUUAAUGUCCCUCAUGAUACUCCGGAAUUCCACACGGGUAUUGCGAUAUAUCGUCUUAGAUUAAAGAAAUCAAAGAAUGGCGACCCAAAUGAUCCCGAGGAGGAAAGCUAUGUUGUUGAUAAAGGUUAUUUUUGGAAUAAUUUGUCGGGAAUUUGUAGAUUUAUAGAAAAUUUUGAUCCGAAUUCGAUUUCUAAUGAUAUUGAUACCCCGGAUUAUAUUUUGACAAGAUUUAUAGCAUUGAACUUUGACGGCAUAUUUAACUUUGAAUAUCACAAGUAUC